AAAAUGCAAAAUGUUUAAUCCGCAAAGAUAUCAGAGGCAGCUGUUACAAAGAGCUAAUGACUAAUGAGUAAGAAUCAUGUGAUUUGUGCAUACCUCACUCUCUCUCUCUCUCGGAUAUUAACAGAACUUGUCUAACCCUCCCUGAUCUCACCCACCCCACAAGUUUGUUUCUUUGGGUUUUGUUCUUUCUUAGCUGCUUCGUUUUACAUGUUCAAUGGCCUCAAGUGCUUCAAGGUUCAUCAAAUGUGUCACCGUUGGUGAUGGGGCUGUGGGGAAGACUUGUAUGCUUAUUUGCUAUACCAGUAAUAAAUUCCCUACUGACUACAUACCAACUGUGUUUGAUAACUUUAGUGCAAAUGUGGUAGUUGAAGGCAUCACUGUCAACUUGGGCCUGUGGGAUACUGCUGGACAAGAGGAUUACAAUAGAUUAAGGCCCUUGAGCUACCGAGGGGGAGACGUGUUUGUCUUGGCUUUCUCCUUAGUUAGUCGUGCAAGCUAUGAGAACAUACUUAAAAAGUGGAUCCCCGAGUUGCAGCAUUUUGCCCCUGGAGUCCCAGUUGUACUGGUUGGCACCAAAUUGGACCUUCGCGAGGAUAAGCACUAUUUGGCUGAUCAUCCUGGAUUAGUGACUGUGACAACUGCACAGGGUGAGGAGCUCCGCAAACAGAUUGGUGCUGCCUAUUAUAUUGAAUGCAGCUCUAAAACUCAGCAGAAUGUGAAAGCAGUUUUUGAUGCUGCAAUCAAGGUAGUCAUCAAGCCACCACAAAAACAAAAGGAGAAGAAAAAGCCACGUCAAGGAUGUCUAGUAAAUGUUUUUUGUGGAAGGAGGCUUGUGUGUUUGGAAUAAUCUACAUCCAGCUAUACCUUUAUAGCGUUUUUUAGGCAUACUAACAUGAUGCUCAGAUGCUCACCACUCAGCAAAUUGUCAGGAUUCUGCCAUUACAUAGUCUAGUUGCUGUUGUCUUCAACAGAACAGCAUAUUGGUCCCUCUUAAAGUCACUUUGUGUCUCUCUUUCGCUCUCCAUUUUCAAAUUGUAUGUUUAAUGAUUGAAAAGUGAACACCACCGAGUACAUUUAUUGUAGAGAAUUAAAGUUCAAUGCUUUUUAUUUUUUUGUUCAGAAAAUGGAUAUGUAAAUAGGCCACUCUACAUAUUUGUCAGGAAGUAUUGUCUCUCAGCACUACACAACUAUCUGUAAGAGAUCCUACCGCACUUACGUUGAAAAUGUAGUUGAAG
Messenger RNA from Ilex paraguariensis (yerba mate), 1235 nucleotides. Lineage: Eukaryota; Viridiplantae; Streptophyta; Magnoliopsida; Aquifoliales; Aquifoliaceae. The record is from the annotation of a GenBank genome assembly.